AUGGAGACUUUAAAAGACAUUAUAUUAUCUAAAACAGCGGUAGCUGCAGCUAUAGGAUCUGGAUUAGCUCUAUUUGGGUCAUAUUUUUUGUAUCAAAAUGUGAAAGAAACAAUAAAAAUAGAAAAGAUUGCCUCAUUAAUUGAAAUAGAUGAAGAAGCAUUUAAAUAGGCAAAUUUUAUAGGUAAAAAGCCCCUUUUAUAAAUUGUAUCAGAAUCUCAAGAAAUAGUUGCAGAUACAAUCAAGAUAUAAGAAAAAAAAUUUAUUAAAAAAGCUCUGCAGUUAUUAAAGCAAAAAGAAUAUUUGGAAUAUGCUGAUAUUUUACUAGAAUUGGAGAAUUUUAGAGUAUAAAAGUAGUUAGAAGCUCUGAAUUAGCUUCGCGAGUAUCUCGGAGUGAGUGAAGAGAUCUUUAACAAGAAUUUACAAUAGAUUAACUAAAGUAUGUUGAUUUAGAAUUAGAAUUUUAUUGAUGAAUAUAAGGAGGUAGUCAAUAACAAGCAAUUGUAGAUUUACUAAAAAGAAGUAGAAGAUUCUGAACUUCUUAAGCAAGAUUUUCUUUCUUUUUUGUGCUUAUUAGAGGAACAUCUAGUUAAUAUUCUUGAGAAAAACGAAAAGAUUUUUGAUGUAGUUAUUAAGAGAAUAGUAGAGAAACUACCUGAAAUAGAUAUUAUUUAUCCCUGUAUGGAAGCAUUAGCAUACUAAUUAUUUUAAAUUUAAACAAGCUUUUCAAUUUAUGAAGUCAAACAAACAUAAAAAAAAUUUUAAAAUAUUUUUAAGGAGAAUAAAAGCUAAAAUUCAUAAAAGCUUUAGAAGUAACUUGAAACAUGUUUUGCAAAGCUUGAAAAAAGUAUUAUUGACUUUUUGCAAGUAAAGCACAGAAAUGAGGUUGCAAAGUUAGUUAAGAAGUGA
Tetrahymena thermophila SB210 is the source of this 906-nucleotide messenger RNA. RefSeq names its product transmembrane protein, putative. The transcript has a single exon. The record is from RefSeq and is a predicted model, not a curated record. NCBI's taxonomy places the organism in Eukaryota, Ciliophora, Oligohymenophorea, Hymenostomatida, Tetrahymenidae.